Molecule: messenger RNA, 1719 nt
Organism: Aspergillus steynii IBT 23096
Lineage: Eukaryota; Fungi; Ascomycota; Eurotiomycetes; Eurotiales; Aspergillaceae
Exons: 4
Coding region: 1-1719 (572 amino acids)
Source: RefSeq, a predicted model, not a curated record
AUGGAAGCCCUCGCAGCGAUCGGACUGACCGCGAACAUUAUCCAGUUCGUGCAAGUCAGCUAUGAAUUCACGACGCGCGUCAGACAGCUCUGCCAUUCGACAAGUGGAACGACUGAGGAGUUCGGGGACCUGGAGAGCGCCGUAUCUGCCGCAUUAACCAAGAUCAGCGAACUCGAACAUUUGGUCGAUACAUCGGCUCCAGAGAAAUACCUGAUCACCUCCUACAUCGAUGUUUCUCGACGGCUUAUGUCGAUCCUCGAUCAAAUCAAAGUCAAGCAAAACGCUGGACUAUUCGCGAGGCUGAGAGCAGCCCGGAGAGCGAUCGCUAGGAAGCAGAAGAUCGAGCAGAUGGGUAGUCAACUGGACAGUUUAGUUCAAACGAUUAUAUUAAGUCUCAAUGUUGAACAGACAAGGGCGCUUCGCUCGAUGAAAGACCAAGAGGCGUCUGUCGAGCAGAUGAACACACUGCUGAAGCAUUUCCUUGAAGGCCCGCAGUCAAGAAUCACCAAGGCUCUUGGUUACCCAUGGGAGACAGGAGAGUUAGGCGAGCACAUUCGAGUAGAUGACGGUCUUGGACAUCAGUAUAUUCUCCCACUGGAUUGGUGCUCUUCGCAGCAGAUCUUCAUGCAGAGUCUGGUCUUCAAAUUCAAAUCAAGAAACCUCCCGGGUCUGGUACAAAUCCAGAACGCCCACCUGGAAAUAUGGAACUGGGAAGAAACUUCCAAACUGGACAAAGACACUUGGCCCUUACAGGUGAAGGGGGGCCAAGGGAUCGAAGUUUCAUUUGUGAUGUGCAGUCCUUUUGGGUAUUCCAGGAGCAGAUGCAUGCGAUGCUUUAAAGAGGCAAAGGCAAAUACCCGCCAACGCAGAUAUACACACUGUGAUAAUUGUCGGCUUCAUGUGCGCUGGGUUGAGCCUGGCGACAUCUCAUAUCUACCGGCCGACGUUAGCAUAGGCCUCGGCCCGGAUACAUAUGCCAAUUUCCUGGAACAGCCGGACUCCAGCCUUUCGCAAAAUUCCGGCGUGGAAGGGGCUGUAGAGCUGAAGGAUACAAAGGACAUGCCUCAGUCACAACCCCAAGAUAAUAUCCCGGCCAUCGAUCUUGUCUGCCACCGGCUCACCAUGAAGUGGGAGCCCAUGUACAACAUUGUCCAUCGAUAUAUGUACUGCCGCUGCAUUGCGCGACAAUCCACCCCAUCCAAGCUCGAGAGAGAAAUGACCAUACCCAUUUUUGAACCGUGUCCGAGACACAAUAGCACGGGGAUCAGUUUCAAAGACUAUGGGAACCAAGACUAUCACCAAGAUCCAUAUUUCGACCGGUUCGGAGGAUAUAACGCAUUCCGCGGGAUGGUCUACCACGUCUCACAAGAGAUAUUUGUCGACAUCUUAGGCGCCGAGCGGUUUAUUCCAAGCCAUGAAAUUCAAUCCACGGUAGAAGCUAUAGAGCGAGCGGUUGAUGCGGACCCUCCUGGUCUUCUCAACGCGGUGGAAGACUAUCAGUACGAGAUAAACAGCAGGCUCCAUGACUUCGGGGUUCAGUUACCAGACCACCUGGAACAACCCGUACUUGCAAGACAAAGACAGGAGACGACAAGCGAAUUUGACUCGGAGAGUCUGGAACGGUUCAGACAGAGUUUUGCGGACAGCCCAGCCACUCGAGAGCUUAACUCAAUUAUUACGGGUGAAUGGUCUGGCAGAUUUCACUGGACGAUCGAGUGA